UACAGUGUUUUUUAUUUCUUUCUUUGUUUCACGUCCAGAAAGCAACAAUGCUGUAUAUUUGUAGAAAUGUCCAUAUCUGAUCGUUCGCCUGACAUUUUCGUUAUAAUUACCGGACUUGUAUCAGGACCGAAUCCACAGGAGGGAGGAUGAAGCGGCGCAAUGCGGACUGCAGCAAGCUCCGACGCCCGUUAAAACGGAACCGAAUCACCGAGGGUAUAUAUAGCAGUACGUUCCUGUACCUGAAGUUUCUGGUGGUGUGGGUGCUGGUGCUGCUGGCAGACUUUGUGUUGGAGUUCAGGUUUGAGUACCUGUGGCCCUUCUGGCUGUUCAUACGCAGUGUCUACGACUCCUUCAGAUACCAGGGGCUGGCGUUCUCAGUGUUCUUUGUGUGUGUGGCGUUUACGUCUGACAUCAUCAGCCUCCUCUUUAUCCCUGUCCAAUGGCUGUUCUUCGCCGCCAGCACCUACGUCUGGGUCCAGUAUGUCUGGCACACAGAGAGAGGAGUGUGCCUACCCACCGUAUCGCUAUGGAUACUGUUUGUUUACAUGGAAGCUGCCAUCCGCUUCAAGGACCUGAAGAACUUCCACGUGGACCUCUGUCGGCCCUUCGCUGCUCACUGUAUUGGCUACCCCGUGGUGACUCUGGGCUUUGGCUUUAAGAGCUACGUCAGCUACAGGAUGAGACUGAGGAAACAGAAGGAGGUGCAGAAGGAGAAUGAGUUCUACAUGCAGCUCCUACAGCAGGCUCUGCCCCCGGAGCAACAGAUGCUACAGAGACAGGAGAGAGAGGCAGAGGAGGCGGCCAUGGCUAAAGGCGUGUCAUCAGACCUAGCACCUCUGGUCUCCCAAAACGGGGCUAGUCCCGGCAAGAAGAGCUCCGUUAACUCUUCUGUCCCCUUACCGGAGCUGGAGUACCGGGAGAAAGGGAGAGACGGCAACAGCAAGGAACGGGAGGGCAAACAACAACAACAACAACAACAACAACAACACACAAUAGGAAUCAACAACAACAGUAUCCUCCACACAUUGGACUCUACAUUACAGGAGACAGAGUAUAUGGAGAACAAGAGACUGAACAACGACCUCGGAGGAGAGAUCACACACACUCCCAAAGAGGAGGUGGGGGGAACAGGAGGGGGCGGAGGAGGAGGAGAGAGCACACACACUCCCAAAGAGGAGGUGGGGGGAACAGGAGGGGGCGGUGGAGGAGGAGGAGGAGGGGGGAAGAACUACAAAAACGCCAGCGGAGGCGGUGGGGCCACCAACUCCUCACCACGGAAUCACAGCUCCACCAAUGGGAGCGUGCCGUCGUCUGGCUCGUCCAAUAGGAACGAGAAGAAGCAGAAGUCGGCGGGGAAAGGAGCAGCCAAUCAGAAGGAUCCCGUGGAGAACUGCAUUCCCAACAAUCAACUGGGAAAGCCGGACGCUCUCGUGCGGUUGGAGCAGGAUGUGAAACGGCUGAAGGCGGACCUGCAGGCGAGCCGUCAGUUGGAGUCAGAUUUACGUUCUCACCUCUCCUCCCUGACCAGCCAGGACAGGAGUCUGCGCUCAGAGCUGGGCCAGCUGCGACAAGACAACGAGAUGCUGCAGAACAAGCUCUACAGUGCUGUCCAGGCCAAGCAGAAGGACAAGCAGACCAUCUCCCAGCUAGAGAAGAGGCUGAAGGCAGAGCAGGAGGCGCGGGCGCUGGCGGAGAAACAGCUGGCUGACGAGAGGAAGAGGAAGAAGGUGGAGGAAGCCACCGCAGCCCGGGCUGUAGCAUUAGCCGCAGCCUCCAGGGGUGAGUGUACCGACUCCCUGCGUGGUCGGAUCAGAGAGUUGGAGACGGAGUGUAAGAAACUCAGCAUCGACAUGAAACUCAAAGAAGAGCACAUUAGAGAGCUGGAGGGGAAAUGCCAGGAGCUGCAUAAGUACAAGGAGAAUGAGAAGGACAUGGAGGUGUUGAUGUCUGCGCUGUCGGCCAUGCAGGAUAAAACCCAGCACCUGGAGAACAGCCUGUCUGCUGAGACCAGGAUCAAACUAGACCUCUUCUCUGCCCUGGGAGACGCCAAGAGACAGCUGGAGAUCGCACAAGGUCAGAUCCACCAGAGAGACCAGGAGAUAGCGGAGUUGAAGCGGAAGAUAGCGGAGGUGAUGGCGGUGAUGCCCAGUAUCUCCUACAGCAACGACAGCAGCAGCCUCAGCCCGGUUACGCCACACUACUCCUCCAAGUUCAUGGACAAUAGUCCCUCUUCCCUGGAUCCCAACGCUUCUGUCUACCAGCCACUCAAAAAGUGACAAUAACACACACAUUAAUACACACUAACGCACACACACACACACACACACACUUACAAGAAUACAGAUUUACAAAAGACGGCUUACAUAGUCACAUCCCACUCAUACAUACAAAGACACAAACUCUUUGGAAGCGAUUGGAAAUGACCUCGGCGCUGUCUAGGACGAUCUUCUCCAAAGUGUUUUGGUUGUGUUUUGGUUGUGUUUUGGGAACCAGUUGCGGUCGGAGUCUCAGCCCCGUCGUUCUGUUAUUCUCUGUUUGUUCCCACGGUGAUGCCUUUGUGGGAGAGGUGGAGAGGUAAAACCAUACGAGGGAAGAUGUUUGUGUUUUGUGAUUGAGCCACUCUGAUUUGAACUGGUAAGAGAGACGUAAACGGACAUCGGAUUGACUGUCUCCUGAAUGGCGCCCUACAGCCCACGAGGAAUGUUCUGGGGGGAGAGAGAGACCAAUGAGGAAUGUUCUGGGGGGAGAGAGAGACCAAUGAGGAAUGUUCUGGGGGGAGAGAGAGACCAAUGAGGACUGUUCUGGGGGGAGAGAGACCAAUGAGGACUGUUCUGGAGGGAGAGAGAGACCAAUGAGGACUGUUCUGGGGGGAGAGAGAGACCAAUGAGGACUGUUCUGGGGGGAGAGAGAGACCAAUGAGGAAUGUUCUGGGGGGAGAGAGAGACCAAUGAGGACUGUUCUGGGGGGAGAGAGAGACCAAUGAGGACUGACUGGUUAAUUGGUAUAAAUGUCUAGAAAGACCCAUCGUUCUCUGUCUGUCAGUGCUUCAUGUUCUCUCUCUGUCUCUCUGUCAGUGCUUCAUGUUCUCUCUCUGUCUCUCAGUGCUUAAUGUUCUCUCUCUCUCAGUGCUUAAUGUUCUCUCUCUGUCAGUGCUUCAUGUUCUCUCUCUGUCUCAGUGCUUCAUGUUAUCUCUGUCUGUCAGUCAGUGCUUCAUGUUCUCUCUCUCUGUCUCUCAGUGCUUCAUGUUCUCUCUCUCUCUGUCUGUCAGUGCUUCAUGUUAUCUCUCUCUGUCUGUCGGUGCUUCAUGUUCUCUCUGUCUGUCAGUGCUUCAUGUUCUCUCUGUCUGUCAGUGCUUCAUGUUCUCUCUCUCUGUCUGUCAGUGCUUCAUGUUCCCUCUCUGUCUCUCAGUGCUUCAUGUUCCCUCUCUGUCUCUCAGUGCUUCAUGUUCUCUCUCUCUGUCUCUCAGUGCUUCAUGUUCUCUCUCUCUGUCUCUCAGUGCUUCAUGUUCUCUCUCUCUGUCAGUGCUUCAUGUUCUCUCUGUUUGUCAGUGCUUCAUGUUCUCUCUGUCUCUCAGUGCUUCAUGUUCUCUCUGUCUGUCUCUCAGUGCUUCAUGUCAUCUCUGUCAGUCAGUGCUUCAUGUUCUCUCUCUCUGUCUCUCAGUGCUUCAUGUUCUCUCUCUCUGUCUCUCAGUGCUUCAUGUUCUCUCUCUUUGUCAGUCAGUGCUUCUUGUUCUCUCUCUGUCAGUCAGUGCUUCAUGUUCUCUCUCUCUGUCUCUCAGUGCUUCAUGUUCUCUCUCUCUGUCUCUCAGUGCUUCAUGUUCUCUCUCUUUGUCAGUCAGUGCUUCUUGUUCUCUCUCUGUCAGUCAGUGCUUCAUGUUCUCUCUCUGUCUCUCAGUGCUUCAUGUUCUCUCUCUCUGUCUCUCAGUGCUUCAUGUUCUCUCUCUCUGUCUCUCAGUGCUUCAUGUUCUCUCUCUUUGUCAGUCAGUGCUUCUUGUUCUCUCUCUGUCUAUCAGUGCUUCAUGUUCUCUCUCUGUCUGUCAGUGCUUCAUGUUCUCUCUCUCUGUCAGUGCUUCAUGUUCUCUCUGUCUCAGUGCUUCAUGUUCUCUCUGUCUCAGUGCUUCAUGUUCUCUCUCUGUCUCUCAGUGCUUCAUGUUCUCUCUCUCUCUUGUCAGUGCUUCAUGUUCUCUCGUCAGUGCUUCAUGUUCUCUCGUCAGUGCUUCAUGUUCUCUCUCUCUUGUCAGUGCUUCAUGUUCUCUCUGUCUCUCAGUGCUUCAUGUUCUCGCUCUCUGUCAGUCAGUGCUUCAUGUUCUCGUGCUCUGUCAGUCAGUGCUUCAUGUUCUCUCUCUCAGUGCUUCAUGUUCUCUCUCUUUGUCAGUCAGUGCUUCAUGUUCUCUCUCUCUGUCUGUCAGUGCUUCAUGUUCUCUCUGUCUGUCUGUGCUUCAUGUUCUCUCUCUCUGUCUGUGCUUCAUGUUCUCUCUCUCUGUCAGUGCCUCAUGUCCUCUCUGUCUCUCAGUGCUUCAUGUUCUCUCUGUCUGUCAGUGCUUCAUGUUCUCUCUCUCUCUCUCUCUCUCUCAGUGCUUCAUGUUCUCUCUCUGUCAGUGCUUCAUGUUCUCUCUGUCUCUCAGUGCUUCAUGUUCUCUGUCUGUCAGUGCUUCAUGUUCUCUCUCUCUCUCAGUGCUUCAUGUUCUCUGUCUGUCAGUGCUUCAUGUUAUCUCUGUCUGUCAGUGCUUCAUGUUCUCUCUGUCUGUCAGUGCUUCAUGUUCUCUCUCUCUGUCAGUGAUUCAUGUUCUCUCUGUCUCUCAGUGCUUCAUAAUCUCUCUCUGUCUGUCAGUGCUUCAUGUUCUCUCUCUCUGUCUCUCAGUGCUUCAUGUUCUCUCUGUCUGUCAGUGCUUCAUGUUCUCUCUGUCUCUCAGUGCUUCAUGUUCUCUGUCUGUCAGUGCUUCAUGUUCUCUCUCUCUCUCAGUGCUUCAUGUUCUCUCUCUGUCUGUCAGUGCUUCAUGUUCUCUCUCUGUCUGUCAGUGCUUCAUGUUCUCUCUGUCUGUCAGUCAGUGCUUCAUGUUCUCUCUCUCUCUCUGUCUGUCAGUGCUUCAUGUUCUCUCUCUCUGUCUGUCAGUGCUUCAUGUUCUCUCUCUCUGUCUGUCUGUCAGUGCUUCAUGUUCUCUCUCUCUCUGUCUCUCAGUGCUUCAUGUUCUCUCUCUCUGUCUGUCAGUGCUUCAUGUUCUCUCUCUCUCUCUCUGUCUGUCAGUGCUUCAUGUUCUCUCUCUCUGUCUGUCAGUGCUUCAUGUUCUCUCUCUCUGUCUGUCAGUGCUUCAUGUUCUCUCUCUCUCUCUCAGUGCUUCAUGUUCUCUCUCUCAGUGCUUCAUGUUCUCUCUCUCUGUCUUUCAGUGCUUCAUGUUCUCUCUUUGUCAGUCAGUGCUUCAUGUUAUCUCUCUCUGUCUGUCAGUGCUUCAUGUUCUCUCUCUCUGUCUGUCAGUGCUUCAUGUUCUCUGUCUGUCAAUGCUUCAUGUUCUCUCUCUCUCCUCUGUCUCUGUGCUUCAUGUUCUCUGUCUGUCAGUGCUUCAUGUUCUCUCUGUCUGUCUGUGCUUCAUGUUCUCUCUCUCUGUCAGUGCUUCAUGUCCUCUCUGUCUCUCAGUGCUUCAUGUUCUCUCUGUCUGUCAGUGCUUCAUGUUCUCUCUCUCUCUCUCUCUCUCUCUCUCUCUCUCAGUGCUUCAUGUUCUCUCUCUGUCAGUGCUUCAUGUUCUCUCUGUCUCUCAGUGCUUCAUGUUCUCUGUCUGUCAGUGCUUCAUGUUCUCUCUCUCUCUCUCAGUUCUUCAUGUUCUCUGUCUGUCAGUGCUUCAUGUUCUCUCUGUCUGUCAGUGCUUCAUGUUCUCUCUUUGUCAGUCAGUGCUUCAUGUUCUCUCUCUCUGUCAGUGCUUCAUGUUCUCUCUGUCUCUCAGUGCUUCAUAUUCUCUCUCUGUCUGUCAGUGCUUCAUGUUCUCUCUCUCUGUCUCUCAGUGCUUCAUGUUCUCUCUGUCUGUCAGUGCUUCAUGUUCUCUCUCUCUCUCUCAGUGCUUCAUGUUCUCUCUCUGUCAGUGCUUCAUGUUCUCUCUGUCUCUCAGUGCUUCAUGUUCUCUGUCUGUCAGUGCUUCAUGUUCUCUCUCUCUCUCUCAGUGCUUCAUGUUCUCUCUCUGUCUGUCAGUGCUUCAUGUUCUCUCUGUCUGUCAGUCAGUGCUUCAUGUUCUCUCUCUCUCUCUGUCUGUCAGUGCUUCAUGUUCUCUCUCUCUCUCUGCCAGUGCUUCAUGUUCUCUCUCUCUGUCUGUCAGUGCUUCAUGUUCUCUCUCUCUCUCAGUCUCUCAGUGCUUCAUGUUCUCUCUCUCUCUGUCUGUCAGUGCUUCAUGUUCUCUCUCUCUCUCUCUGUCUGUCAGUGCUUCAUGUUCUCUCUCUCUGUCUGUCAGUGCUUCAUGUUCUCUCUCUCUCUCUCUCUCUCUCUCAGUGCUUCAUGUUCUCUCUCUGUCUGUCAGUGCUUCAUGUUUUGUUCAGCAGCUUUUGUCUCAGCUUAAUGUUAGUCUUUGUAUGAUGGGACUAUUAUUCUACUCUACAUGUUUUCCUUUUAAAUGUGAAGAAGCUGAAACAUUUGAAGUGGUAUCUUCUGUGAGUUUCAUUAUGAAUUGAGAAGUACAUGGAUGAUGUUUUGGUAUUAUUGCCAUUACUUAAAUAUGUGAUUUCGUUGUUUUUUUUUUAAGCAACACAUUUCAGUUUUAGUUUAUGACGAUAAUAAUGGUAAUGUACAUUUCUCUAUACCAGUGGUCUUGGAAAGAUCACCAAUUUGUACAUCAACUCACAUUCACCCUUUUACUCCAAACAACAUCCGGGAUUAUCAAUUAACUCCAACACUCCGGUCAAGAAAUACAUAUCUUUCACAAUUGGAUUGCCAAUGGAGAUGACCUGGUACUGUCUAGAGGUUAAGAGAUGACCUGGUACUGUCUAGAGGUUAAGAGAUGACCUGGUAGUGUCUAGAGGUUAAGAGAUGACCUGGUAGUGUCUAGAGGUUAAGAGAUGACCUGGUACUGUCUAGAGGUUAAGAGAUGACCUGGUACUGUCUAGAGGUUAAGAGAUGACCUGGUAGUGUCUAGAGGUUAAGAGAUGACCUGGUAGUGUCUAGAGGUUAAGAGAUGACCUGGUACUGUCUAGAGGUUAAGAGAUGACCUGGUACUGUCUAGAGGUUAAGAGAUGACCUGGUACUGUCUAGAGGUUAAGAGAUGACCUGGUACUGUCUAGAGGUUAAGAGAUGGCCUGGUAGUGUCUAGAGGUUAAGAGAUGACCUGGUACUGUCUAGAGGUUAAGAGAUGACCUGGUAGUGUCUAGAGGUUAAGAGAUUACCUGGUACUGUCUAGAGGUUAAGAGAUGGCCUGGUACUGUCUAGAGGUUAAGAGAUGACCUGGUACUGUCUGUUAAGAGAUGACCUGGUACUGUCUAGAGGUUAAGAGAUGACCUGGUAGUGUCUAGAGGUUAAGAGAUGGCCUGGUACUGUCUAGAGGUUAAGAGAUGACCUGGUACUGUCUGUUAAGAGAUGACCUGGUACUGUCUAGAGGUUAAGAGAUGACCUGGUACUGUCUAGAGGUUAAGAGAUGACCUGGUACUGUCUAGUGGUUAAGAGAUGACCUGGUACUGUCUAGAGGUUAAGAGAUGACCUGGUAGUGUCUAGAGGUUAAGAGAUGACCUGGUACUGUCUAGAGGUUAAGAGAUGACCUGGUACUGUCUAGAGGUUAAGAGAUGACCUGGUAGUGUCUAGAGGUUAAGAGAUGACCUGGUACUGUCUAGAGGUUGAGAUGACCUGGUAGUGUCUAGAGGUUAAGAGAUGACCUGGUAGUGUCUAGAGGUUAAGAGAUGACCUGGUAGUGUCUAAAGGUUAAGAGAUUACCUGGUAGUGUCUAGAGGUUAAGAGAUGACCUGGUAGUGUCUAGAGGUUAAGAGAUGACCUGGUAGUGUCUAGAGGUUAAGAGAUGACCUGGUAGUGUCUAGAGGUUAAGAGAUGACCUGGUAGUGUCUAGAGGUUAAGAGAUGACCUGGUAGUGUCUAAAGGUUAAGAGAUUACCUGGUACUGUCUAGAGGUUAAGCAAUGUCAUCUGUUUGCUGCAAAUGCACUCAAACCUGUCUAUCCUUUUGGACCAAAUUAGAAUCUGUCGUUAGGCCAUAUUACUAAAAACCUACUGGAUUUAAUGAUGUCUAGGUAACUGAUGUUUACCAGUUGUAAAUUUCACUGUGCCUUGCAAAUUCCUUUUUUUUUGUGAGUAUAAUAGGUUACUUCCCCAAUCUAGAUAUAGGACCUGGGCUGUCUAGAUAUAGGACCUGGGCUGUCUAGAUAGUGUAAGCGUGCUUCCUUUCAUUGUACCUUUCUGUCGUGAUCUCUGAUCUGGCAGGUGGAAGCAACAUACGCUGAAAGCCUCUCACCUAUCAUGAAGGAAAGGAGAUGAAAGAAGGAAGCCAGUGUAGUGGAUUCAGAUAUCUCCCAUAAAGCCCCAGUCUCCUUUAUAGGAAGCCCAAUACUCUUAGACACCGGCGUUGUUGUCUUAAAAAGGAAAGGAAUUGAUUUGGUAUAUGAAUGAACCUGCCAAACAAGCUGUUAAAUAUGUCCACCUGGUCAGGUCAAGGGGUCAGUAGUAACUCCAGGCUCUUAUGUCCACUACUACGGUGGCCCAGAGUGGACAUCUAUUUGUUUACAACCAAGGUUGGGCUAAAUUCCAUUUCAAUUCAGGAAGUAAAAAUUGGAAUUUCGGUAAUCGUCAAUGCUUUUUAAUGAGGAAACAUUUGGAAUUGGAAUUUGGUUUUAACUUUCUGAUUUGAAAUGGAAUCGACCCCCCCCCCUACCCUGUUUACAACCAUGUACAUUAUUACAUACCGAUGAAUGUUCUAGUUUGUUCAGUUCAAAGUGCCGCGUUUUGGUGUUUUCUUAAUGCAUCCCUCUCCAUUCAUGAGGUUGACGUACCUCUAGCUUGCUUUAGGUUUGGAUAAAAGCAUCAGAGCAAAGCUACACGUUGUUGUGUUCAUGUAUUUGACUUUUUUUUGGGGGGGGGGGCAUUCGGUUCUGAUUUUAUUUCAUUUUCUUUCUAGGUUGAUCAGCAAGCAAGUACAGUGGUGGUUGAAUUGACUCACUGCUUUUGUUAUUGAUUUGGUUGCAGCCAUUCUUCCUCUUGCAUCAUGUGUUUAAUUCUCUCUUUCUAGCCCGGGUCCCAGAUCUGUUUGUGUUCUUCCCAACUCCUUAUGGAGUCGUCAUGCAAAACAAUUGGCUUGAAAGAACAAACAAAAAAAAUACAUUUUGAGUUGGCAAGAGCACAAACAGAUCUGGGACCGGGCUAAUCUCUUUCCAACUGGGAUGAUGAUGAUGAUCGUGUGAAGUUUUGUAUUGGGAAGUUACACCCUGCCCACUGGGCACACGCUUGUUGAAUCGAUGUUGUUUCCAUGUCUUUUCAAUGACAUAACGUUGAGCCAACGUGAAAUAGACGUCCAGUUGACAUCUGUGCAGUUGGACCAUAUGCCGUGUUUGUUUUUUUUUGCUGUAGGGGGAAGUUGCCCCUAGAUACUGAUUCUGGGUCAGUUUUAUGUUUCUCCACUAUUGUUAAAAUUAGGAUUAGGGGAGCGGAAUCUGAUUCUGGGUCGGUACCUAGACAAAACUUGACCCCCGGCGUUUUCUCAUGUUUCCUACCUGGAAAGUAUUGGUGUGGAUCACAGUAACGGACUUGUGACCUGUUGUGAAGAUGUUCUAUAUGUUUUAGUGGGAAAGUGUUUUGUUUUUUUCCACCAUGUUGUUUUCUCUCUAUCUCAAAGUGAUGAUGAUGAUGAUGAAGAUGUCUGCUGAGUCCAAACUUCUCUCACUUUGGGGCCGUCACCUGGAAUAAAAAAACAAAAAGAUU
Messenger RNA from Oncorhynchus masou masou (cherry salmon), 9889 nucleotides. Its product is annotated as macoilin-1-like. Gene Ontology annotation, biological process: neuronal signal transduction. NCBI's taxonomy places the organism in Eukaryota, Metazoa, Chordata, Actinopteri, Salmoniformes, Salmonidae. The transcript is spliced from 11 exons. Bases 147 to 2276 code for a protein of 709 amino acids. The record is from RefSeq and is a predicted model, not a curated record. Gene Ontology annotation, cellular component: rough endoplasmic reticulum membrane.